GAUGCUUCUUUCGAAGAAAUCAUUUUUCAUGAAGAGAUUAUUAGCGAGGAAACACGUGCUGGACUUGUAAAAUUGAAAGAACUAAAGCUGUCUAAGCUGCCAAGGCUCAAGCAUCUGAUGGACGCUAAACUACUCACAGUUUUUCAAUAUCUGGAGACUUUAGAAGUACUGGAAUGUGGCAGACUGGAAAUUUUAGUGCCAUCCUCAGUUUCUUUCCAAAAUCUCAAAACACUGGAGGUAUCAAAUUGCCAACGUCUAGUAAAUCUAAUAUCUUCCUCAACAGCGAGAAGUCUUGAACGACUUAGAAAAAUGAAGAUAGAGGAAUGUGGACUGAUCCAAGAAAUUAUAGUGACUGAAGCAGAUAAAGAUGAAGAAGAGAAGAUUUGCUUCGGUCAACUAAAAUGUUUGGAACUUCAAAAUCUACCAAGCCUCUCUAGCUUCUGCUCUGGUAGUACAAUCAGAAACUCAAACAGCUGAGAGAACCACCACACAGCAAUAUUAUGGUAAGAUACCCAUCUA
Molecule: messenger RNA, 519 nt
Organism: Hevea brasiliensis (rubber tree)
Lineage: Eukaryota; Viridiplantae; Streptophyta; Magnoliopsida; Malpighiales; Euphorbiaceae
Exons: 2
Coding region: 118-477 (119 amino acids)
Source: RefSeq, a predicted model, not a curated record